Messenger RNA from Vigna angularis (adzuki bean), 709 nucleotides. RefSeq lists its product as uncharacterized. NCBI's taxonomy places the organism in Eukaryota, Viridiplantae, Streptophyta, Magnoliopsida, Fabales, Fabaceae. Gene Ontology annotation, molecular function: fatty acyl-CoA hydrolase activity. The record is from RefSeq and is a predicted model, not a curated record. The coding region runs from base 77 to 556 and encodes 159 amino acids. The transcript has 3 exons.
AGCCAUGUAUUGAAGAUCCAGAUAGCAACCAAAACAGGUAGAGAGGAACAAAUUUGUGGGCGGAGCAACGCAAAGAAUGGAGAAAGCAAAAGAGAUGCUAAGCCUGACGCAAGAACAGUACGACGCCGUGUCACGACUCCAAUUUCUUCCUCCUGUCAGAACCGGCGAUAACUCCUCCUUCUACGAACACUUCGUCCUCGCCGGAAUCCGAGUUGACCGAGUUGAACCCGGUUGCGUCUCGUGCUCCUUCAAAGUCCCUUCUCGUCUCGCCGACAGGAGUGGGAAGUUGGCGAAUGGAGCAAUUGCGAAUUUGGUGGACGAAGUUGGAGGCGCUGUCAUCCAUGAAGAGGGUCUCCCCAUGAAUGUUUCCGUCGACAUGUCCAUUUCUUUUCUCUCAACUGCUCGCGUUGGCGAUGAACUAGAAAUUACUUCUAGGUUGUUAGGAAGGAAAGGAGGUUAUUCUGGGACAAUUGUUCUCCUUAAAAACAAAGCCACGGGAGAAUUGAUAGCCGAAGGUCGUCAUUCACUAUUUGGUAGACAUAACAGCAAAAUGUAAUUCAAUAGAUGUGUAUGAAAUGUCUGUAAAUGAAGAUUGUCUUUGGGAAACUGACUUGAGUAUGAGUCAUCACUUAUUAAUUAGAUAAAGUUCUGAGUGAGAGCAUGAUAUGAAGACGUGCAAUUAAAAGUGAAAAAAAUCAUGCUUGGUUUA